UGCAAAGUUCAUGUGAAAUGGCCUUUAUUGUCUUGACUAAGCCAACAAGAUGUUGUAGCAAUAGCAUUCUGCAUUUUUGAUAGACUCUGUGCCUUGGAAAGAAAUGUUUCAUCACUUCUUGGUUCAUGCAGCUUUUCAGAGCAGCAGAUGGCUUCCACGUAACCAACGGCUGAAAUUCCAAAUAGUCCUUUUUAUUUUUGUGGUGAUUUUUUUAACACCCCAGUUUUACAUUCUAACAAGGCCAAAAUCUUCCCGUUACUGUGAAAAGCCUCUCUUGAACAACCUCAUAGCUCUCAUUGUGUUUUCAGUCAUGGCUACAGGCUUAGCAGUGAUCCUUACUCUCACUGACCCUGUACCCAAGAGUAUCAGAUCAGCUUAUCACACAUUCGGAUUGCUCUCAUUCACCCAGGGACUUUGCACCAUCAUUCUGACCUUCCGUGCUCCCCAGUGUGAGAAUACCACACCAGAGCUCUAUCUCUUUUCACUGGUAUUUUCAUGGGCUUGUAUCAUAUCAACAGCAUUCUUCAUGAUAAGAAGCUGCCUUUGGAUGUUCUAUAGCCAGUGUCCAAACUGGCUCAGAGAAACAUGCCUCUAACCUGGAGUGUGAACCACGGUCCGGCUCACUGCUUCAUAUACCCUCAUGUAUUAUUCAAUGUCUCCUGUUGAAUUUGAGAUAGGUCUUCAGCUAAACUUGGGGAGCUCCUGUUACAAAGGAUAUUGGUUUACAGUGCUGUCCAAAUGUCUUAAAAGUGAAAUGGCUUUCAUAGCAAGACAAGCAACGUAACUCCUUCUGCAGAAGCAAUCAUUAUAAAUGUACAAAUAAAUGCAAAAAAUUA
This is a messenger RNA of Tachysurus vachellii, 836 nucleotides long. RefSeq lists its product as uncharacterized. The record is from RefSeq and is a predicted model, not a curated record. The coding region runs from base 104 to 595 and encodes 163 amino acids. NCBI's taxonomy places the organism in Eukaryota, Metazoa, Chordata, Actinopteri, Siluriformes, Bagridae. The transcript has 7 exons.